ACUACCAAACAACAUCUCAAUACUCUUGAAAAGCUCCACCGUCUCGGGCAACCCUAGCUUUCUCGAGUUCCCAAAACGUAUGAGGGAGCCAUUAAUUCGUCCCCAAAAGCUCGCAGAGAGAUAAUUUGAGAAUAUAAACAUGGCAGUAUCGGGAGAUUUCCGGGUCUCGGCUGCUUUGGGCCCGUCUCCGAACAACUCCAUCAGGAGCUCAAAGCAUUUUCGUCUCCCUUCUAAGGUACACCUUGGUGUCUUCGUAAAUGGCAGUCCUAGUGCAUCUGAGCUCGUGCUUAGAGGGUCACAAGCCUCAGGUAUUGGUCAUAGUGUGCCAUGCCACUCCAGAAGAAUACUUGGAAGCCUCGGGGAUCACAAACUAUCCUCAAAUUCCAUGAGCCAAGAGUUCGACAGCUUCCUUUUUAAUGCAACCGAUAUGGGCUUUUUCGAGCGCAUCAGCUUGGCUUGGAAGAUAAUGUUUCCACCGUCACCAUCAUCUGCAAGGAGUUCAAAUAGAAACAUCGCGAAGCAACGGAUGAAGAUGAUACUCUUCUCUGAUCGGUGUGCUGUGAGUGAUGAGGCCAAGCAGAAGAUAGUGAGCAACAUUGUGAGCGUUCUCUCUGAUUUCGUGGAGAUAGAAUCACAGGAUAAAGUUCAUCUCAGUGUUUCAACUGAUCCAGACCUCGGGACCAUCUACUCUGUCUCGGUGCCAGUUCGGCGCGUGCGAUCAGAGUACCAAGCAGAGGAUCCAAGUGGGAUGAUCACAAAUAUUGAGUACAAAGAUACUGGAGAAAAGUCUGGGUCUGUUGAUGUCAAGUUUGAUUUCUACAUUCCAAAUGAGGAUUGAGUUGGUUUACUCUUCUCUGAUUGGUUAACUUGUUUGUCAAUGCGCUUUCUUUUCUUUCUUUUUUUUUCGUUUAUCCUUUUUAGCAUACAAUAGCUAUUUCUGUCAUUGUGUUUCUUUUUUUUCAUCUUUGUGAGGAUGAAUCAUUGAGGCUUGUACAGCAAAAACAUUUUGUUUAAAUAGUAGGAUUUGAGUAUUCCCUUCGUUCUAUUCUAACUAUUUGGUUGAUUGUUUAAUGUAUUCAAGUAAUAAAUGAAGGGGCACAUA
Messenger RNA from Cuscuta campestris, 1102 nucleotides. The record is from the annotation of a GenBank genome assembly. NCBI's taxonomy places the organism in Eukaryota, Viridiplantae, Streptophyta, Magnoliopsida, Solanales, Convolvulaceae.